AUGAGCUACAAUGAUGAUGAUGAUAAUAGUGAAAGCGAAUAUCACGAUACUUACGAAGAUAAUUUAGCAAUCAAUAGUGAGACUUUUAUUACCUUUCAUGUUCAUAUGCCAGAAAACCUUGAUGAAUCUAUACGUCCUUUGGUUGUUGGAAACGUUAAAGAAUUAGGAAAUUGGAAAAAACCAGUCGUGAAAUUACAUCAGAUUGAUACCAAUUCUACAUAUUGGGUUUCAGAUCCGGUCAAAGUUCAUCUAAGAG
Messenger RNA from Racocetra persica, 256 nucleotides. NCBI's taxonomy places the organism in Eukaryota, Fungi, Glomeromycota, Glomeromycetes, Diversisporales, Gigasporaceae. The record is from the annotation of a GenBank genome assembly.